UACACAGAAUCAACGUUAGGUAAGCUUCUUAACCUCAGUAAACGCAGCUGUUUUUGCUUACUAUGAAUCUAUAAAAGUUCAUUCUAAGAGGAAGUCUUUCUUUAGCAGCCUAUAUUCUUUCUCUUUCUACAAUUAAAUACACCUUAUUCGAUGGUUUAGCAUAUAAUACGUGCGGAUAUUUUGCGAGUUGCGUGGUAUGCGGGGCUCGGAAAAAUACGAGCAAUGAGCAAAAUGUCCGCUCGUAUUAUAUGCUAAACCAUCGAAUAAGAGUUUUAUUAUUCCACUACAAAAAAAAAUUAUGUGGCAAUUGGCUUCUAUUUUUUGGUAAGAGUAUUCAGAGACAUCCUACAUACAUACAUACAUACAUACUUUAUUUGUCAUGUAGGUCAGUGAAAAAAGAGGCAGCUAAAGAGCUGAUGUGGACCUACAAACUAAAAAGUAUCUACAAAAAAAAAGUAACUAAUAAUAUUAACAAACCAAUGAAUUAUUUACAAUGAGUAAGGAAAAAUAAAACAAUACCUAGCAAGAUAAACAACAGUUGACUGUUGCCUUAAUAUAUAUAAUUUACAAUAUCUUUAUUUAUUCCCUGUAACCCAUUAAAUGUUAUUUUAUCUAAAAUGUCAGAUUUUUCUUUAAGAGCAGAUUUAAAAGAACCAAUAUUGGGUUUGCUCUUUAAGUACAUGGGUAAGUUAUUCCAUAGAAUAGACGCACGAUGAGAGAAGGAAGAUCGAAGGAAGUCACUUUUAGGGCAACGCACGUAUAGUUUCAGACUGUCCCUGAGAUUUCUUAAUGGAGAAUGUUUAAUAAAUAAAGAAUUUAUACCAGCCGGAGCCCUGUUAUAAAAUGCUUGAUAAGAUAUGGUUGCAAUCCUCUUUUUUGUACAUGUAUGAUAAAGACUUCCAUUUUGUCGCUGCCAGGACCUCAGUGCUAAGAGUAGAAUUCUUUAUGUUAAAAAUAAAUCUCGCUGCUCGAUGUGAAUGUCCUCCAGGGUCUGAAGAGAUUUUGAAGAUCCCCAUAAUGCAAUUGAAUACGUAAUACUUGGAAUGAUACCUUUGAAAUAAAUUGACUCUAAGAUGCGACUGUCGAGACCUUUUAAGUGUUUCAGUUUCUUCACUCUUGCUGAAAAACGUUUGCUCAAGGAUUUGAUAUGUGGCGACCAGGAGAGUUUAUUAUCGAUUUGAAUCCCUAAACAUUUAGAUUUAGAAACAAAGGACAACUCCUUUUGCCCUAAACAUAUUUUCUGUAAGGGCCCGAUGAAUUGUGAUUUAGAUAACAACAUCAAUUCGGUUUUUGCAGGAUGAAUAGUCAUGAAGUUAACCAUAGCCCAUUUGUUUAAGUCGGCGAUCGCCUCCUGAAUUUUAGAUAAGACUUCAUCAACAGUAUUUCCAAUACAAAAAACUGUGGUAUCAUCCGCAAACAUUUCAACAGAAGCAUUUGUUGUGGCUUCAGGUAAAUCAUUUGAGUAAAUACUGUAAAAUCUGGGACCGAGUAAAGACCCCUGAGGCACACCAGUAUCUAUUUCCAAAAAUUCUGAAUUAGAACCAUUUACAGUUACAAAUUGUUUACGAUUUUCGGGGUAAUUUAGGAGCCAAUCGUAAAAGGAGCCACUAAUGCCUAUAGAGUGUAAUUUAUCGAUGAGAACUGUAUGGUUGACGCAGUCAAAUGCUUUCUGAAAGUCAAUGAAGACUACGGCAAUAACCUUGCUUUCAUCCAGGGCCAAACGCCAUCGUUCUGUUAGUGAGAGUAAAAGAAGUUCAGGUGAGCCUCCUUUUCUGAAGCCCCAUUGAUUUAAAGAGAUUUGAUUGUUGCCAUAUAAGAAGUUGUCAAGUUGUUGGCUUACAACAUUCUCUAAUAGCUUGCCCGGAAUGCUGAGAAGGGAGAUCGGCCUGUAAUUUCCGCAGUCGAGAGUGCUCCCUUUCUUGUGAAGACAUUUCACCUGUGCCUGCUUCCACUGGCUUGGGAAUUUGCAUUCCAAAAUACUUCUUUGAGCCAGUGGCAUAAAGCAGUCCAAAAAUACAUCUCCAAUAAGGCGCAGUCCCCUGCUUGAAAUAUCAUCAGGACCACUUGCCUUGCCAGGUUUCAAACACUUCAGAGAAGAUUUCAGAAGAUCCUUGUUAAGGGCUAUGUUAGAGAGAGAAAGAACAGGGAUUUCACUGUUAUUUCUUGCAGACUGACAAGGAGAGUUUAUUAAAGAGUCUUGUAUUGAUUUCGAAAGAAAUUUUCCAACAUUGACAAAAAAGAAAUUUAAAGCAUUGGCCUUUGAUGUGUCGUCUGAGUGAAUAACUCCAGAAUUAUCUUUAAUUGGACCGAUGUUUGUAGUUGUUAGCUUUCCCUCAAAAGAUCUUACGGUCCUCCAAAAAUCUUUUGCAGAGGUCGUCUCGUCAAAUUUUGAUAGCCAGUAAUUUGACUCUGCUGAUCUAAGGAGAUUAGUGCAGUGAUUUCUUGCCUUCUUAUAAUCUGUCCAGGCUUGUGAGCCCUUCGGUGUUUGUUGUGCUUUAAGAAGCAGUUUAUAGCGUUUAUUUAGCUCUUUACGUAUGGAUGAGUUCAUCCAAGGAAGGCUUCCUCUUCUUAUCUUUACUCGUCGAGCGUGAACAUGAGAUUUCAUGAUAUCCUUGUAUAAACACUCCCAAGCCCAAGUAGCAUCGUCCAGAUCGUCAAAGACAUUGCAGAUACUCCAUGUCUGUGAGAAUGACGUUAACAAUUAGCAAAAUGUUCCCGCGUAUUAUAUGCCAAACCAUUGAAUGAGAGGUUAAUUAUUUUACUGCAAAAGAAAAAUGGUAUUUUGGCUUCUAUUUUCUAAUGAGAGUAUCCAAAACAUCCUGAUUCUGUCAGCCACAGUUGCUCCUUUUGCAUCCGCUGGUAUUCGCCCUGUUGUAAACCGGUUAAACCAGGACACUGCGGUGUAUUACGGCCUCAUAUUUUGCUUGUUCUCUUGACCUUAUAUGGUAAAAUGACAUAAUAGUGGAAUAAUAAUGUGAAUUAUUGGACCCACUUGGUGUUAAAAACCAGUUAAUGCAGACCUUUAUCAGGACGUAACAAAUCGAAAACGUAAUCGAUUAAUCGAUAGUACUCGAUAAAUACUCGAUAUUUGUCGAUUGAUAGGUUUGGUUAUAAUAAUGGAUAAAAAUCGAUAAUCACAAAUUUGGCUAGAGUCCCCCAUUUUUUUUAACAUUCCAAACUGAACUAGUGAGCGGUACAUCUGUUGACCUCUUGAGUGGUAGAACUAAAGAUUUGUUUUGUUUAUUUUUUGUUUAUUGUUUUGUUUGCCAUAAAUUGUACAAAUCAAAUAAAAUCUAAUUAUUUAAACUCUCAUGGCGAGGAAGCCCAAGAGAAGCCACUGGGCUUAUAAGGAAUGGGCUCCCUCAGUUAGAUAAUUAGAACAAAAUAUUAUCAUAAUUACACAUGGGAAAGUCAAUGGCAGAGCUACAGUAAAUCUUAAAAUAAAUAUAUUAGAUAGUCGUACUAAUCAUAGUUCUAGGCUAAAAAAAGUGAAAUGACAAAUAGAAAAAAAAAGAAAGCAAAAGGAAGCGGUACUUGUUGCAUUUUGAAUUUCAAAACUAAGAGAGUUAAAAAAUUUAGGACCUUGGAAACUGAUAAGGAACUUUCUUAUAUUAGUCCUGCAUUCUUAAAAGGAGCAUGACAUCGUGAUGGAAAAUGACACGAGUCACGUUACAUUAUUGCUCUUGUGGUUGUGUUUCCUAUCGAUUUGAGCAGAUGCAGUACCCCUGAGUACCCUGUAGUGACAUAAAAAUUUGUAGGGUCGAUAUCAAGAAAGCGAAUAAAGUGUUAUGGAUAUGUUUAUUGAGUUUAAUAUCAGUUACGAGCUGCUGUUUAUCAGUUCUAGCAAGUGAUGGUGGACUAAACGCAACAGAAAAACGAAUCAACGAACUCAGCUUCGCCCAUUUUUAUCUUUUCGAUAUUUAGCAAUUUCAAAACCGUUAAAAUGAUCAUUUAAUUGCAGAAAUCGAUAAAAUCGAUGAUCACAAAAACUUGACUGAUCGAUUUCCAUCAACUUUCGAUAUUAAUCGAUAAAUUAUAAUUGAUUUUGAUUCAUUGCUAUCUAUUUUAAUCGAGUAUCGAAAAUAUUGAUUUGUUAUGUCCUGAUAAUGUGUAAGUCAAAAUUUAUUAAAAUUCGAAUUAUGGUUAAUCCCAGACAAAAAUGUACCAUGUGUUGACCAAAUAUCCCUACCCCGAAUAAGUUGAAAAGGGACCACAAUACCUAUCAAUGUAAAGGCAGUGUGAGGGGGGGGGAGGCAGGGCAUGGUGUGGGGAUUUGACAUUUUUCAAAAAUUUGUCGUGAAAUUCCUUGCCCACGAGCAAAUCAUUCCAGUCAAAUGCACAAAAAUUUCCUAGCGCUGAUAAGUUUUAUCAGGUCGCUAUGGUCGGGGAAAAAUGAAAAUUUUUCAAGGUCAGGGAAAAGUCAGGGAAUUUUUUAAAAAGUCAGGGAACUCUGUUUUCUGGCGCAAUGCAUCAAGGUUGGCAAUGGGCCUUUAAAGACAAAAUUAAACCUCUCUGAACGUUUUCAACCUGAUAGAGUUUUCUGUUUUGAAAAUAGAGCUUCUGUUUACUUUGAUACAGCAACUUAUUAAACGUUUAGUUGAUCCUAGAGCAUGUCAAACAAAAAAAGAUUCAAAUAUCCCCUUCCCUGGGAGAACAAGAUCAUUUUAAUGCCUCACCCCAAGGCCAACACAGACAAUCAUAUCCCCAACCCACCCCAUGCGCUGCCUUACUUUUUGCCAUUUAUUUCAGUUAAACUGCGUUGUUGACUGAGACAGUUGGCAUGACUUGGAGUGACAGACUACUGAUGGAAUUAAUUUCAUUUUAACAAACAAAGGUAUUCUCUAACAAUAUUAUUAUACCAAUCUAAAAUGGUAUUUCUCUACAGUCUGAGUUCUCUUAUAUGUGAUGUGUUAUUCAAGUAGAAUGAAAGACUUUGCUUUUGUUAGUCUUCAAAAAUAUCCUGGCAAUUUGCUGGCAGGAAAGUUAUUAGAGAUUUUGUACCUCAGCUAAUUUGCUGACAUUAAAAAUGAAGUUGAGAUGUUCCUUGAAGGGGAAGAGCAAAAUAUUGGAAAUUGUUUAAAAUAAACUUAGUGAGCAGCAUGGAAAAGUGCAUGUUGCCUAAACAAAACAUUUAGGAGAAUAAACUAGUUUUACUGUACUACAUGUUCACAAAAUGCUUAUUCACAAAGUUGAAUUUAAAAAAAUAAUUCUGCUGUCAGCAAAUUCUAGUACUCCUGCUAUGUAAUUGCAGACAAAAAAUGAACAAAUUCUCAGUGACGGAGAUAUGUCAAAUAUAAGGAAAAAUAAUGUCAGUGUUAUUGAAGAAAUAAUUUUUACUUUAGAUUUUGUAAACUUGGCAACAACCUCUAUGGAAACAGUGCAUGAUGACUAAGUAAAUGAUUUUUACUGAGUGUGGCAUAGAGAGAAACAGUUCGUCAAUAUGCAAGAUUGCUUGCUACAUUGCAUUUUUCUUUGAAUUUUAUUUUGGCUGUACAAAUUAUAGAAACUGUAAUUGAGCAUAAAUUGGCAAAGGAUACUUGAAGAGAGUGGUAUUAAAUUUGCACCCAUCAUACAGUCGACUCCUGAUAACUUGAACCUUCAAGGGAAAUCAAAAACAGUUUGAGUUAUCGGGAGCUCGAUGCAAAUAACCAGAAGUAAGGUAAUGGGAUGGGGAAGAAAUGCAAAUAUCUUGUAACUUAUUCUCACUUACCGUCAGUUGCAAACUUUAUCGAAGUUUGGAGUAGGCAGCUGUUGUCAAAUUGAUUUGUUUUUGCCCAACAAAAUAUUCUUUGCAAAAGUUCUUAGGCAUAAAGAAUAAUUUCUGGAGGAAAGUAUGCUGUUUCUGAGUAAUAAAUAUGCCUGAAAGUUGAGAAAAAUGAAAUAUAAAUAGAAUGAGCUGGUCAAAAACAUAUAAACUACUUACCUUUGGUGCGACAGUUUGCUUUAACAGCUGUCAAACUUCAAAUGUUUGGCAGAAAAACACAUCAUGUCUGGCACCCUUCUGUUAGAACAUGUUUUUUUGUCUCGUGUCCACGCUUAGAUGCAACCCAUAGUAAUGUUGUGAUUUUCACAAAAGGAUGGAUGCCUGAUACAUUUAGUUUACUCGUCGUCUGCCCAUAGUCCAGCAUCUGGACUUUUGUCUUAUUGGUCAAAAAACAAAAGAUCCUUCGGAGCCCUGCACCGACUGGUCAAGCAACAUAUCUGACUUCCGGAGCUAUUAGAUAGGUUUUGUCACUUUCGUCUCUUCAUGACAGAAACCACAAGAUGAUCGAGGAAUUCUUUUAACGGCAAUCUCAGGUUUUAAAGCUAGGUCUUAAAAGAAAAAAACCGUACUUCUUUUAAUGAAUCAAGUAAAGAAUGAACAGAGAAAGACUUGACAGCUGAGAUGAGGACGCGUUGUUACUUGUCACCAGUAUGGAUGUCAGCUAUUUCUUCUUUGACGCUUUCUUGCUAGUACCAGGUAGAAUUGUUUUCUUUGAUUUCCGAUCAAGUUCAACUGCAUGAAAGUGUGUAAAAAAAUAAUAUUAUGACAAUUUUAAACUUGCCUUUUUGCAAACAGAUGAAAGACCAUGAAAGAUUUGUUGCCACAGAAUCAAUUCCUUUACUUUUGACCACUUCCAGUAAAUACAGAAUUCUAUUGCUCCACUACUGUUUUCAUUGAAUUAUUAAUUUGUUUGAUGUGACGGUUUGAACGAAGGUAUCACACGGCAACGAUAAGGCAGAUUCGCAAUAACAACAUCACUAACUUGGUCUUUAAAAUCUGCGAUGUUUUUGUUGACGACUACUGUAUGAACUUAACUGCAUUCACCGCUUGACUGGAAAGUAGAUAAGUACAUUUCAAUAAUAGCUGCGUUUAUCGCAAACCACUUGAAUUUCCAGUAAAAUCUGACAGGAUAACACAAUUGUUGACAGACACCUUAAUUAGGGGGUGGCAGACGACUCGUAAAGUAAAUGUAUCAGGAGUUCUUUUUUUCCCCUUUCCCUGAAAAAAAAAACAUAAAAAACAAAAAAAGCCCUACCACAGGUUUUUAGGGCCACCUUUAAAUUUAUGUUAUCUAAUUAAUAAUUACAAUACUGACAUCUGCAAUUUAACUCUAAGUACGCACAAUUUUUUUGGAACAUAGAAAAUAAUCAUUAAUUAGGAUAAAAAUAGAAAAGGCUGCACGUGUAAGUGCAAAAACGGUAAAGAAAAGGCGUGAAAAAAUAAUGGCAGAAUAAAGGAGAAAAAAAAGUGAAAGAAGCGAAAAACUACACACUAGCAUUAGGAGAGCUUAAGUGUGUUUAUACCAAGAAAAAAUGACUUAAGUUUAGAACUAAACAAAGCAGCAUCAUUCUGAAUUUCAGAGCUAAGGGAAGUACAUAUUUUGGGCCCUUGAAAACGAAGUGAAAAUUUCCUUACAUUUGUCCUGCGGUAGGGCAAACGGAGGGAAUUCUUACUUCUAGUGUUAUGUGAAUGUACAUCACAGUUAAGCAAAAACAUGUCAUUGAAACUGGAAGAAGGUACAUGUAACUUUACCUAUAUGGAGUUUGAUAAUAUCUUUAACUUUUAGAAUUCGUAAGCUGGCACGUGAAUCAAAAGAACUUCUGGAAACUAUUCUAAUAACCCGUUUCUGAUGUAAAUAAGGAUAAACUAAACUAUAAUAGAGAAUACAUUAAGAGGUCUUAUUAAGGCAGAAACUUGAUUUUUAAAUAAUGCCUACUGAUUUUGAGACUUUUCUUGCUACGUUCUGUAUUUGAGAUUUCCAAAAUAAGUGUUCAUCAAGUAUAACUCCCAAGAACAGAACUUCAUUUACACAAUCUAUUUCAAUAUCAUGAAUUGAAAAAUGUAAGUCAAGUGUUUGCCUGUUUUGUUUUGUUUUAAAUAAAAUAAAAUUUGAUUUUUUUAUGUUAAUAGAAAGCUUAUUAGCCUGAAACCAGCUUGAUAGUUUCUUCAAUUCAUAUUCACAAUUUCCAUCAGUUGAUUUGGGUCGUUAUGAGAAAAAAAUAGUGUUGGUAUCAUCAGCAAAAAGUAUGAAAUCCAAGGCCUUUGACACAUUACACAAGUCAUUAAUGUAUUACAAAAACAAUAAUGAACCUAAAAUCGAUCCUUAGACAAGGUAGGAAUCUAAGGCCAUUUUCACGAUGACAACAUUUCACUACAACUUCCAAAAUUCCUUUUAUUUUUGCUUUCUUAUUUAAUUUUCUCUAUCCCACUGAGGUUUAAUAAACAAUAGUCCUAAUUUGCACAAGAAAACAACAAACCAAGGGAUGCUGAUAGGUGUAGCGAAAUGACGUCAUCAUGCAACUGACCUAUUCAUACUCAUACUCAUUUUUCUUGGACAAUUCUGUCCAAAGGGGGAAAGGUGCAAUGAGGUUAACCCUGUGUGAAGUACCAACCCGUGAAACAAGGCCAGACCACUAGACUGGGAACUCCGUGCCAUACUCUUUACGACAAGUGUGUGGGUUCUUUAACUUUUUAGUUGCAGACUAUAUAACAUUGAAGAUGCAGGAGACGUGGUCUGGGGCUUGAACCUGAGACCUCCCACAAGGCAGUCUGGUGCUCUACCAACUGAGCUAACCAGUUGGCGGUGUUUCCUCUUGAAUUUCACUUAGAGGGAAGUCAGUCUAUAUAGGUUCUUUUUGAGAGGAAUGACCCUAAGUGGAUGCCGUUCCUAAGCAAACACACUUUCUGGUCCUAAGGGUGUAUAGUUACAGGAGGUUUAACAGAACAUAUCUGUGAGAGGAAGAGAGUUUUGUUGAUAAUUAUCUUAUCUUUCUAACAUUGUGCAAUGUUAAUUUAAUUUGUGAUGUUACUUUUUGACAUUUCAGGGAAAUUGUUAAUCUAGACACACGGUGGCACAGCACCAAGAGCUUAAUAGGAGAAGGAGAUACUGCUCAUAAGAAUAUGGCAGAUGUUCCACCUUCACUCACCCUAGAACUUCCCAAGAAAAGUGAUCUUCCUAACACAUUCAGACCUUGGAAUGAAGUCCAUCUUCCAAUCGACAUUCUUUUGUUGACAGUGGAGGACUGUGAGUUCUUAGCCUCUUAUGCGUACUUGAGAAAUUCCUUUAAAAGUUACCACAAGAACCUUGGAUAUGUGUACUUUGGGAACAUGGGUGAAAGUGGAGAUGUGCCCCUAAAAGUUGCUUUGAUGACAUGUUCUGAAGGCUCCUCUGCUCCUGAUGGCUCGCUGGUCACUGUUAAGAAUGCUGUGUUGGAACUGAGACCCAAAGCUGUUUUCUAUGUUGGCUGCUGCGGUGGGUUGAACCCAGAAGUCACCAAGUUACAGCUAGGUGAUGUGGUGGUAUCCUCUAAGCUUACAACUGAAUCAUUCAAAACCCCAGUGAGUAGAGAUAUUUUGCGCCUCGUCAGGCCUGUAGAUCAUGGUUGGAUUCCUCCAUUAAGAAAUCCAGAAGAUCAUAAAGUUCAGGUCUGCUGUAAUGGGGAGAUUUUAAGUGGCAUAAACCCAGUCAGUGCUAAACAGAAAAACGUGUCUCAUUUUACUGAAGCUACUGCAUUUGCAUUUGGUGGUGAAGGUAAGAUAUUUUUUCCCUGUUAAAUGACAUCAUUCUUCUCUUGUUACAUUUUUUUAUGAGAGGAGUGAUGGCCUGUUGUGUACAUCUCAAACUUUAGAUCUGGAGGGUCCAGGUUAAGUAAGGCCUUGCUGCACUUUGUGCUGUUUCCUUGGACAAGAAACUUUGAUUCACUGUCCCUCUCCAUCCAGGUGCAGUGUAAAUGGAUGCUGGUUAUGAUCCUUUGUGAUCCUGUUUUCAAUCUGAUCUUUUAAGAGCUAUUCUAUGUUUGAACAAUGAUGUUUAUGUUUGUGUAACUUGUUGUAUUUUCUAUACUAAAUUAUGCAUAAAAAAUUGAUUGGAGGACAGUGGUUUAAGUAGUGUUUUCCUUUGGAUAAAAUACAAAAGGAUAGUUAAAUUCUGUUAACAUCCUAAUGCGUGAGCUGGUUUUUUAUUUGUUUGUCUUGUUUUUUGUUAUUUAAAUAUGUUGAUUUAUAUGUGCCUUUUAAAAUCACUCUUUCCAUUUUCUGCCUACCUAUUUGCACAGUAAAUAAUGUUGUUUAUGUUGUCACAUCUUUAUUAUUCAACCCUGGCUGUGACGCUCACUUGUGGACCUUUUUGCAUCUUGAAUUAUGAAUUAUUUGUUGUUUUUUUCCAGGUCUUUUUGCUGCAGCACAUGAUCUUAAGAUUGAAUGGGUGAUUGUAAAAGGUAUUUCUCACUUUGCCGAUGGUAACAACCCUGCAGAAAAUUCUUGGGAGAGUCAUGCAUGCAUAAUGGCAGCUUCUCUUGUGUCCAACAUGUUGAAGGAUCCAUUUGUGUUUGAACAAUGGCCUCAUUAUGAAGGUAGGUGUCAUGCUCCUUUAUGAAACCAUGUGAUAAUUAAAUCCUUACCUGUGUACAGAAAGUCAGUGUUUUUGGUUAAGUACUGAGGUUGAUUAAAAAUACUCACUUUCAAACCUUGUUAAUUAAUCUCUUAUAAUAGAAAAAGGAAGGAGUUCAACAUUUUUUUGGUCAACUCACAACUGUUGGAAACUGUAAAAUAGGUAAAAGAAAAUUAUGAGAAAAAGGUUACAAAGAAAUUGGUCAGGUGGACACAAGGGAGAUGUUUUCUGAUAAAAUUGACCAGCUGCUUAUCAUACUACAGGGACCGCAGAGCAAGGUGAAAAAUGGGAGGGCUGACAAUUGAAAAUAAUUUUUCAAUAAACGACCAACAUACACGGUCAGUUCAGAUUCAAUGCAAGAAAAGACGCGAUUACAAUUUUAGUAUAGAAAAUACUACACUAAAGUGAUCUGAAAAAUUUCUAACUAUGGCCGUUCGGGCGUUCACUGUUCAAGUAAUGUAAUUCUUCUUGCCAUCGAAUAUUUCAUUGAUUCGAAAGGAGAAAGACAAAAUAUAAAACUUUUAUCAACUCAAAACAACUACUCAGCUUUGUUUGGCUUGAAAAAGCUAGUAAUUUUCUUCAUUUCGUCUGGUAAAACUGAUAAAAAAAACUCUGCCGGAGCUGGAAGUACAAAACACGCUGCCGAACGAAACGAAGGGGUGGCCAAGGCAUGGCGUUCAGAUCAAGGGGCAAGUCGGCCCCAGGGCACAAUUACCGCAAAAAGCACAGGAGCCCCACAAAAUGCCUGGCGUUUGAAAUUAAAGAAAAUACAGAGAAUAUAGAGGAAUAUAGACGGAAAAAAACUUGUUUCAAGUAUUUUUUUUAUUUUAAUUAUUUUUCCUUUUAGCGCAAAAAGUGGGGGCGGCGGCGCAAAAAAGUGGUGGGGCCGCGGCCCUACCAGCCCCUCCCCCUCCGCGGUCCCUGUACUAUUAUUUUUAGGCAGUAAGAUUUGUGGGUUGGUACUCUGCAAGUGCACACUGAGAGACCUAAAGUCUAAAAUGACCUUUGUUUAAUUAGAGCAUAAGUGGUAUCUGUUAGGAGCCUGUAAGGUUGAGUGGGAAUUAUUUUGUUACUCAAGUGAUUUUUGGUGCCUCUUACGCAUUAAAAUGAAUUUCUUCCUUGCCACAAAGUUAGAUUCUGUUACUUUCUAGGGAUACUUUUGGAUUUUUUUUACAAAACCCUUUUUUUUGUUUUGUUUUGUUUUUUGUUAAUUUUAAUUUUUUAGAGGGGGGUAUCUCCUUUUGGUACCUUCCAGGGGUUAAAGUGAAUUUCCAACAUGCCCGCAAAGCAAGAUUCUGUACCCUCUAGGGACGCUUUUUGUUUUUAUUAUUAUUUUUUUUUUUUUGACAAGCACCCCUAUUAUCUUUAAUUUUUUAUUUUUUGUAAAGCAGUUCUGCUAUUUUUAAAGGGAACUAUCUCCUCCUCCUUUUGGUACCUCUUAUAGAGCUUAAGAGGGGAGACUGGUUAAAAUUUGGGGGAAAUAAUGUUAAUUUGGGAAGGAAAUAUAUGAGGCUAGAAUAGGUAUACACAUAAACCAGUUAGUCUGCUAAUGGGAUCAGAGGCAUCUUGUUGUGGUGGUGGACUAUCUGGUAAUCGUCUACCAAUAUUAUUUACUUCAUAUUUUAAUUUUUAACAACCACCAAUAUUCCAAUAUUUUCCCAUUUUUUCAAAAUUUUAAACAUCUCCCCCCCCCCCCUAAUUUUUAUACAUUAAAAACAUUCGAAAAAUCAUCCGAAAAUUCUUACAUAAUUAAUGACUGCAUCUUAAUUGAGUCAUUUUUGAAUUGAAGGAAAUCUUGGUUAGAUAUUUAAGAAAAUGAGUGUAAAUCAAUGAAAAAUAAUGCUUUUAACCAGACUCCCCCCUUGAAAUGAAUUUCUUCCAUGUCUACAAAGCAAGAUUUUUGUACCUUUUAGGGAUACUUUUGAAUUUUUUAUUUGACUAGCACCACAGUUUUUUAAUAGAGUAGUAUCUCCUCCUCCCUCCCCCCACGCCUUGAGAACACUAUAACCAACUUAACAGGCCUGUCACUACGGGCUGAGAGGCAUAGAUUCCGACUGGUUACCCCUGGUUACUUAGAUCAUCCUAGAACUCUACCCUCUGAUUGGUUGAUAGCUAUGGUUUUGAAAGGUCCAGUAAAUAUUUGGGGGGGGGGGGGCUUAUUUCCUGUUUUGAAAAUGUUUUUGAACUGUAACUGCUUACUAGAUGCCUUUCAGAGUCAACUCAAUGUGCAGGAGAAAUCUUGCGUAACCAAGUUUAAAAGAUACAUUUAUUGUCUAAAACUGUGCACACUGCAACCAGGCAUCCUUUAGUGAAUUAAAAUGUCAGUAUCACCCACAAUUAAGUAAAAGCUAAGAUGUAAGCUUUCAGUCCCAAGACAAGCUGCUCAAUGCUUUUUGUCAUUAAAACUUUAUUAUUCAGACUCAGAACCUAAAAUGUGAGUGGUAAGAAAACUGACAGAUUGAUAAACAUUUUUCCCAAAUACUUUUGAAUAACUGUUGUUUUAAAUGUCUCACUUCAAUUUUUAUUCUAUUUUGUUUAACUCACAGACCUGUCAGCAGGGAAACAGCCCUCUAGCUCUACGGCCAAUAAGGGGGAGUUACCAGGUACUAUUUUAUCCAAUAAAGCAGAAAUGGUACCAGACGUACAGUAGAUUAAACACGCUUACUUUAAUAUGAAAAUGACUUUUAUCGUUUGUUAUAUUGUAAUACAAAAUGAACUUUAUUGUCGCAGUUGUUUAUAUUUAUUUCAGAAAUAAGUAGCAAAGAAGAAGUGUAAUGUGAUACUUUAAGCGCCAAAUUCUUUAGCCUGAAAUUCAUCCAAUUGCUUUGAGUCGUUUUCUCCUCUCAACUCGAGGUAAUCGGAUGAAAUUCAGGCUACAAAUUCUUUUUCUCGUUCAGUUUUUCUGUUAGAAUUUUGCUAAGGUAUUUUUAACCUGCGUUAAUCCUCGAGGCCAGUUAUACAAAAUAAGAAUUAUUUUUAGUGCUCAACCACAAACGUCACUAACAGCUUUGGAGAGGUAGCCCUCUAUUGGUGUCUCCUCCCUGAACCUCUCUUUGUGGGGUAACGCCCAUUUACAGGUGCUUUACUGAUGUAGUCUUCAAAUACAUUAUUUUACAUAUAAAUGUUACUCGGCCAAGGCUGCCCAUCCUUCCCUAUUCAAAAUUUGUAAUUGUGAUAAUUAAUGAUUCUUUAUUUAACUUACGGUGAAAUUACAUUUUUAACUUUUUUAUAACUGAAAUUUGUGCGACGUUAUAACUUUAUGAUAUAAGAGAAAUAAUAAGUGCGAGCUGGGGAAGCUAAGUAAACUGUUACGUUUUUUAGUUAACUCCCCAUCCAUAUUAAAGUCAGUGUGUAAGCAGGUGAAAAAGAAGAAAAUAGAAUAGAUAAAUGAAUUAAUAAAUUAAAUUAAUAAAGAGCAUUCUUUCUACGUUUGACCACAGUAUUUAUAUUCCUACACUAUAUUCUGGUGUUUUAGAGCCCUGAUAUCUACAUGCACUGUUACUUACAUUUCUGUUGAGGAUAAUUUGUUUUUAAAUAUGGAAAUUUUAUUUAUAUUUGGUGAUCUGAUCAGCUUAUAUAAAUGAGGGCCUAUAUUUUGUGCGUUAACUACCUCCCUUUAACUUUCCUCGCCUAUUAUAAUAUCAAGUUAUUAAAGAACAAUUCCUUAAAAAGAGGAACGUAAAAUUUUCCUCAACAGAUUCUCGUUGCCUCGAGGAGUGCCAGAAACAGCUGCGAUCAAUUUAUGGAACCAACAGCAAAGUCAAAAUCGUUCCGUGGGACCAAAGCUCUGCCGUUCAUAUUGACAAAGUUUACACCCAGUUGUCUUGGCUUAUGGAUGAGAAGGAUCCCAGCGGAGUAACGCAGAAGAACCUUCAACACUACACCGACAUUUUUGACGGCGGAAGACUUCAUCAAACGCCUAAGCGCAUUUUGGUCCACGGACGACCAGGUAUCGGCAAGACCGUUUUUACGCAGAAAGCUACAUUCGACUGGUCCCAGCACAGAUUUGAAGGAAAAAUAGGAAGAUUUGAUCUUGCACUUUUGGUCAAAUUACGCGAUGUUUGUAACCUCAAUGAUGUCCCUGCCAUUCUGAAGGAUGCUAAUCUUCUCGCGAGUGAUGGCGCAGUUUCCACUGACAACCUGUACGAUUACGUUCGUCGCCACCAAGAAAACGUGUUGCUUAUUUUGGACGGCUACGAUGAAUACGUACACAGCGCAGAAAGGCAAUCACCUGUACUUAAAAUCUGGGAGAAAAAGCAGUUGAGGGAUUGUUGUGUUAUUAUAACAUCUAGAGACAUGAAAGGAGAGGGAUUGAAAAGUUCCAGCGAUGCUCAAUUUGAGAUCGACGGUUUUGACCAUAAGCGACAAGAAGAGUUCGCCUGUAGAUUCUUGAAAGAUGAUCAAGAUGUGAAAGAAUUUUUUCGAUACUUAGAGCAACAAGACCUGGAAGAUGUAGCAAAAAUACCUAUUUUGCUUUUAAUGUUGUUGUUAGUUUGGAACGGAAAGGAUCGUGAAGGACUACCUUCAUCACGGGUGAUGGUGUACUUUCAGUUUCUACAGACUAUGUUUAGUCAUAUGUCUGAAAAACAUAGAAAGCCGGCGGAAAAAGUUGACGACCACAUUCAAGAACUCUGUAAAAUAGGAGAACUAGCCUUUGACGCACUUCUACAUGAUUUACUUUCUUUUCCUGUCAGUAAACUGCCGGAUCAUGGUUUGGCUGAGAAACUGAUCGAAGCCGGGUUGUUUCAGCUGCUAAACAUGUCCACUCUUAAACCGUGCAAAGCCGUGCACUUCAUUCACAAAUCCAUGCAGGAGUUUUUGGCUUCUUUAUUUCUAAAAGAAGAACUGUUAUCUCAAGAAAGUAAAAACAAUUCCCUAUUCAAAGUCGACUCAAUUGAAAAGAUCUUCAAGUUGAAUGAAGUUUUAAAAUUUGCUGCUGAAAUGUCAGAAGAAGCCGCGCGCGAGAUCUUGAUUCAUCUGUUGGAAAUGGCGGCGAAGGAAGACGGAGAGUACAGCUUCGACAACCAAGCACCGUCAGUCAAAGAUUUGUCUAAUGAACAAAAAAAUCUUCUAACUCUAUGUACACAGUUUUUCUUCUACUGCUCAGCAGACACGAGAACAGAACUUUUCCCCACUUUUCUUUCUAAUCUAGGAGGUGUUUUUUUAAUAAAUCCUGCCCAGCUGAAUAUUGCAGCAAAGGAAAAUUUUGUGAAAACUACCGCUUCACUUAUGUACAUAUUUUUCUCUGAUAGCGACCACUAUACAGAGCAAAGUUAUAAUAAUUUAAUUUGUUUAACACAGCAAUUAAACGCUGUUAUAGUUAGUAGAACAGGAGAACAAAAAGCAUCAGAAUUUUUGAAUGUAUUUCCAUGGCGUAGAGUCAAAGAGUUUUUUUUAAUGAAAGAAGAAAACAACACUCACCUUUAUUUUACUAAAAUUGUAAAAGAUACCCUCUUAAAAGUCAUUUCUUUUCCGUUUAAAAUGGUAAAGACGUUAGUUAGUUUAGAAGAGACAACAAAGAAGACAAACAUGAAUGGUGAUGAGUCAAGUGAAGAGAGCAGCAGCAGCAGCUGUUCAAAGCGUCAUGGUCUCUCCAGGGUUCGGAGGAUUGAAGCUCGGUGGGUGCACAGGUCAGAAGUGGAACAGCUGAUUGAGAUGAUGCCGUUUAUCACCGCUCCACACGAGAUAGAGGUUUGGGGUGAACUACACCGUGAAGUGUUUGAUGCUGAGGUAACAGAGUCUCUACUGAGGAGCAUCCCAACAACACACAAACUGGAGACAUUAAGACUCUGUAGUAUCAAUGUAACAUCAUCACCUGCUGUGGAGUUCAUCAGCAGAGUAUUUGAACAAGAUCUUCCAAACUUGAAGUGGCUCGACAUGUCAGACAAUCCUCUUCUGGGUGCAGGAGUCGACAGCUUGAUAGAACAUCUCAGCUGCGCUCCUCACCUGGAGAAACUGUACCUUUGGGGAGUGAAGAUGACUCCACAGCAGGUGAUGAAUCUCACAUUAGCUGUACAGCAGCACAGAAACAUCACUGAACUGCUGUCAUACUACCACGUAAGUUUUUCAAUUUUAUCGCAAUUUGUUUCUUUAUUCUUUGUUUACAGUUUAUUUCUACUCAGCUCUUGCCUUUCGCCAUUUUCCUUUCUUUGUCAUUUUUAUACUCGACAAAACACAAGAUUUGCUUUUGAAAUCAAAUCACAAACUUUAGCAGAUUCAAAGUAUCAUUUCAAAUUCAUUUCUUUCAACUGAUUAAACUAACUCCAUAAAAUGUUUUAACUGAGAACGUUAAGAACAAGUAACUUUAGCUGAUAUUAAAAAAGGAAUUGAAGACAAGAAGAGAAAUUUCGUAUCUUCAAGCAGCCAUAAGAUGAUAUUAUUGGGUGAUAACAAGAACUUCCAGCAAAACAAAAGCACAUAAUUUCCACAGUAUUAAUUUCUGAAUCAAUUUUAAUUCAUACCUUUUCAUAAAGAAACAAACAACAAUCAUAAAAGCAAAUGAAAGAUGUUCAGUUCAUGUUCAAUUCAAACAAAUGAGCAAAGAGUAAACACAUUGAACUCACAGUUUCAUAUUUAUCGUCCAAGGCUCCUAUAAAAUCAGUUUAAGUCAAGUGAAGUUCCUUUGAAAGUCCAGAAAACAAACAAGUCUUUUUUAUAGCUGUUCUUUUGUUAGUUCUUGAGCGUUUCUUUGGUAAAUACUGGUCCUUGCAGUUCGGUGAAGCGUUGGUUUUUGAAAUAACAACCCGCACAAAAAAAUUGUAUCUCCGAGACAACGGUUGAAAGCAACACCGAAAAAAAUUUUCGUUACAAGUAAACACUUCGCUGUUCUCCACUGUAUAGCACAAGUGUCCGUUGCAUGAUUUUCAUCGCGUAAAUAGCAUGAGCUGGUUUUCAAUUUUCCAAGAACACUCGCCAUACAAAUCAAAUCCUGCGGAACUUUGGGCUUUCGUGAAAUAUCCUAAUAAAUGAUGUUUCUUUGAGCUUCGAACAACUCCUUAGCAUAUUCCUGAGUAAAAAGAGAUGAAUCCCUGUCUUGUGUAACAUUUCCUUGAUGUUUUCUUAUUAACUUUUGAGUUCAUCCUGAACAGUUUGCCGUUGAAAAGCGAACUGAACAAACUACAAAAACAACAAACGAUGUCAUUCAAAGCCUAGUGACGUAACAGAAGCUGAUUGGUUAAGUCCACCUCGGAUGAUUUUCACGUGAUGACAUUUUCCCGCCUUUCGUUUCAUUACGUAACAGAUUCCCGCCAGCUAAAAAAUACACUGUGAUCUGUGAAUUUUGUAAGGCUGGAUAUAUUUUCAAAAGGAAAAGAAAAAGGAGUUGUUAAUUUUGAUCUUGAUUCUACUGUUUUGAAUGCGAAUUUCUUGUCCGUGCGCCUUGAUAAAGAUAAUGUUCUCUUUCCAAUCCCGCCGAGAGGGGAGAGGUACAAGGGGGUAAAUCUCCCUCCUCCCUAAAGUUGGUUUAAAAAUUGGCGACGGGUAACACUCGUUUCUUGAACUUAGUCGUAAAGGAAGUUUUGUGACCUUUAGCGCUUCGCCUCAACACCAACAUACCACACAAAGAUGGCGUAACCAUCGUGUGUCUAGUGCUGUUCUGGCCCCUCUCUCUCUAUGUCACGCAACGUCGGAGAGAGAGGGUCCUCCCCCACAUCCCUAAUCAUCACGGAAGAGAAGACAGAAUCUUCGGCAAGAAAAAUUUCUCUCAGCAAAUAACUGUAAAGACGCUUAAAAAUAGUUUGUCAGUUGUUGUUAACACAUUAACCUUGUGCUCGUAUUAUUUUUGACAAGGUACCAGGGUCGAAUCCUGCUCAGUACCCUUUCUUUUUUCCUUCUGUCUUUCUCUUUUUUGUUUCGGUUUCGUUUUUGUUUUGUUUGCCUAUUUCUUUUGUUGUUGAUGUUUGUUAAAUAUAUACCUUCUAGAGCAAAGAUAGUAUAUUUAUGGAUAAACAAUCUGAAUUUCUAUCGUUUCCUACAAUUUUCAUUCCUUUUUUAAUGCAAUAUAUUCUACAAAACUAAAACAGUAGCCACAUGCAGUCACAAACUACCUUUUAUUAUACAGGCCAAGUUUUGGCUGUUGAUCUUUGCUUUCAGCACGCGAGGCUUGUUUUCAACUUAGUACAUCUUGUCAAAGUUGUUGUCAUAAAAACAAUUGUCUUUCGUUGGUCACUGUAAUCGCAUUGUACUUUAAAUGAAGGUUUUCAAAUGUGUACACGUCCACACUUUAUUAAAGGGAAAUGGGUUGUUUUAAGUAUUGUUUUGUAUUUUGUUGAAGGAUGAUAAAGGAAACCCCAAACCUGAACAUGAAUGGCCAUCAGAGAACUACUGGAAAGGGCGGUACCCUCUCUUCUUUCGUAAUUUAUCACCUGAAUCAGCGUAUGAACAGGAGCAGGUUAGUCAUCACUCACCUAUUUUUGUGAAAGUUUAUUUAUUAAUAUUAGUGAGACUUUCAGUGUUUGUGUGAACAGUAGUUCUAUUUUUCUGUCCGUCGGAGAUAAUCAAAUACGCUCAGGAGCGUUCAUUUAUAAGUCGCCAUUACGGAGGAUUUCCGAGCUGGUGAUACUGAGUUAGUUUUUAAUACAGUUAAAACCCGCGUGUAAGAACCUAGUGGCUUAAUAACCUGCUGGCAGAAAUUUGCUUCUUUAAUACCAAACAAUGAUGAAAACCAGGCCAAAGGAGAUCAAGCAGGUUCUUAUAUGUAGGUUACAGUUAAAUAAUAAGCUUAUUCAUCAUCUAAAAAAGAGAUUGAACAGGAACAGGUUAGUCACAAGCUUCGUUUGUUUAAGUUUAUGCAUCAGUCAUUUGAAACUCCGGCCCCCCGGCCCCCGGGACUUAGCAGGGAAUUUAACAUUGGUUUAAUGGUAGAACACCGCCAAUGUUUUCCGCUCUUCGGGCGAAGUAGUUUGUUAAAAGCCCCGUAUAGCAGGGAAUUAGUAAAGUGUAGUUCUAGGCUCGAUUUCAAACGCUCUGUCCGAUCUGGUAUUCUGUAUUUUUUAAAAUUCAAACCAUUGGACCUGUUAAUAGAAACUCUCGAUUGGAUUCCUUCAAUGUAAUGGGAGAGGAAUCGGGAAACUUAGAAAGCGCUUUUGGGAUUAAUUUAUUGUCGUUUACGUACGAGGUGAACAAAUGAGACUCAAAUGAGAUUUGUGAAGUCCUUGUAAGGCAACGCUCGACCAAUGUGUAGGACGUUCUAUACACUUUCUUUCUGUGUCUGAGACUAGGGCAACCUGUUUUGUGCCUUCCUGCCCUGUUUCUCCUAUGUUUUAAUAUUAUCAUUCUCUGCGGCAUCAUCUCUCUUCUGCCGCCAUACAAAACUUUGGGAAACGAGGCUUUUCCUUUAGUCACUCAUGUUAAAACCUUGCUUCCGAAAAUUAGUAUUACUGUUUAAUCCCCGCUCAUGACAUGAGUAAAACAGGUAUUUGUUAAUUCCCCCGCCACCGGGGCGAACAUGUUAAAUGUGCGUUAAAUCCCGGCAUUGGCCGCGUUAAAUUCCCGCUAUCUCCCGCUAUGCCUUGAGGGUCGGGGGGCCGGGGUUGCAGUUGACUAAUGCAUUAUUUACUUUUUGUAGUUUUAUUUUUCUGUCCCUCAGAGAUAUAAUCAAACACGCUUUGGAGGCUUUGUUAAUUAGCGUCUUUAACUGAAGAUUUCCGAGUUGGUGGUAGCUAAUCUUGGCAGUUACGUUAAAAGGUUUUAAAUUGAGAACCCGUGCAUUAAGAAUAGUUUUAUUUUAUUGUUGCAGGCUAUUCUAAGGACCCUCUUGCUUUUACCUGAAUCGCCUGAUCUCAUUUCCGAUUUAUCAUCUGAAUCAGAGAUGAAACUGGUUCUGUUUGAUCGAAGUUUUUGUUUUCCUUGAACUAAAUUGAUUUCGGGUUCUGUUAAGAAUAAACUACAGAUAAAAAUUGGCUGUUGUUCCCUCAAAGGUCGCACUCAGUUGAUUUUAGGUUAAAAGUAGCCCGUUUCCCCACUAUCCGAAUGCUUGGAACAGGCUAGCCAAAAGUGACUUUUACCUCGGAAAAAAUAGAUAUUUCCCUUUUUUUAAAAGCUGCUUAGGGAAGAUAUCAUUGACAUUUUGCGCCAAGUAGACCUAUUGACUUUUGCAAAAAAAUAAAAUUGUUUAACAGUUGGUAGAUCGACAAAGAAAUUAGACACCUUAUCUAUGAUUUAGAUAGGCAGUUCGUUUUGUCCUCGUAAACUCAUUUAAAGUGAUCGAUAACUCUCCGUCUGGUUCGGAUGGGUAGAGUGUUUUGCAGCAAGUCCAGUCACAACAUAAGGUUUCGCACCUUAGUUGUAAUUAGCUCACCCCAAGGCAUUCACUUUACAAUCAUACAAGAUUUGUGGCAGAUGCUAUCUCUAAAAUGCCUUACAACGACAGGCGGAAAUCACGAAACAUAAAAAAUGAUUGUUCAUGUGUUCAAUCACGUGACGGCACACAGGAAUUUAACUUGAAAAAGUUGGCCCAAUUUUUUCAAGUUGCAAUCCGUUUCCAUCCUGGCCUUCAAAAGACAAAGUCUUGCACUUGUAGUCGAGGUAUAGUAGUAUGUAACGUCAUUUUAAAUAGAACUGAACUAUUAUUUCGGGGUUUUCUUUCAUUCUAAUGUGUGUUCGUUUUAAAAUAAGUGCGCUAUUGGGGGUUAGAGUCACAUAUAGAAGAUGGAUGGUGUUUAGUAUAAAUGUAUGAUUUUUGCCAGAACGAGGGAGAAGUCAUUGAAUCUGAAGAUGAAACGUCAUCAUAUGAAUCAGAGGAGGAUCAAGAACAGGUUGGUUGCCGAUAUUUUUUUAUAAAGGUUUUGUUUGAGCCGGGACUGUGCAAUAAUUAUCAGGAGAAGGAGGUUGUUAGAAGGAAGGGGCGUUGUCCAUUGCUUAUUCGCCAUUUACACCAACUAAACAUGUUUAAUUAAACUAAAUUUUGAAACUGAAUUAAAAAUAGCAAAAGUAAACUGGAACACAGGCUUUUACACCAUAUUCAAAUGAACUUUUACGCGUUCCUUAAUUGCACUAAAUUUGCAAUCGAAAAAAGUACAGUAGGCAGCCUUUAUAAAGAAAACAAAGUUAAACCGUGUUUAACUAAACACCUUUUAAACAUGUUUAAGCUUUAGUGUGAAUGGGGCAUUAGUCUAGCUCAAGCUAAGUGCAAGUCAAAGUAAAAUAAGUUGUAUAAUACUGUACAACUAUGGGCCUGGUUAAAAUUGUAAAUAGCGCGCAUUAUAUACUUAGUAAACAACAAGACAGUAUUAAAAUCCUCGCGAAUUUGCCUACUACAAGAGUAAAAUAAGUUGCAUAAUACUGUACAACUAUGGGCGUGGUUAAAAUUGUAAAUAGCGUGCGUUAUUAUACUUAGCAAACAACAGGACAGUAUUGAAAUCCACGCGAAGUUGUAUCCUUAAUAUCAUAUCGGAUAACUGUCGAUGUCUGAAGCGGGUAUAUGUCAUGGUAAGUUCCACUUUUUUUUAGUCAAAGCUGAGUUGAAAUUUUAAUCGAGUUUCCUCAAUCACUUUUUUCCGACUUGGAACUCUAUAAGACAUUCUAUUAAAUGGAAGAGUAAUUAUGAUCGGUUUUUGGACAUAUUUUGAUAACAAAAGGAUGUUCCGCUACCUCAACCGAUACAAGGAGGGAAGCGUUUUAAAUAACCAUUUGCAGAUGUCAUUACAAAGGCAGCACUUUCUUCUCAGUGAUUUAUAAAGACCCUGACUAUUGGUCCGGCCGGGGUUCGAACCCGCGGCCUCCUGCUUAGCAGACCGGCGCUCUCCCAACUGAGCCAACCAGGCCUUGGCUAAGAUAGAGCAGCCUUACCAGCAAGCUUUAGGAAACUUUUACGUAGGGUAAAAAAGAAAAUAACUUACAUAGGCAAAGACUGACUUAAAAAAACUAGCGAAUAACUGAGGCAAUGACUAGUAAACUUUGCCAAACCGGAAGAAAUCUGAGCGUAAUAACCAAUCAUCCAAGAUUUCUCUAAAAUGUCUAACAACGGCAGGCGGAAAUCACGAAACAAAAAAAAUGUCCAAUCAAGUGACGGCACACAGGAAUUAAAUUUGAAAAAUUUGGCCCAUUUUUUUUUCAAGUUGCAAUCCGUUUCCAUCCUGGCCAUCGAAAGCCAAAGACACACACACUUAUAGUCGAGGUUUAAUAGUACGUAAAGUCAUUUUAAAUAGAACUGAAGCAUUAUUUCAGGGUUUUCUUUCCGUCCAAUGUGUCUUCGUGUUAAAAUUUUACGCUAGUGGGGUUACAGUCACAUAUAGAAGAUGGAUGGUGUUUAGUAUCAUAAAAUGUAUGAUUUUUGUCAGAACGAGGGAGAAGUCAUUGAAUCUGAAGAUGGAACGGCAUCAUAUGAAUCGGAGGAGGAUCAAGAACAGGUGGGUUGCUGAUAUUUUUGAUAAAAAUUUUGUUUAAGGGACUGUGCAAUAGUUAUCAGGAGGAGGAGGUUAGGUCGUAAAAAGGAAGGGGCGUUGUCCAUUGCUUAUUCUCUAUUCACAACAACUAAACAUGUUUAACUAAACUAGGUUUUGAAACUGAAUGAAAAACAGCAAAAGUAAACUAGAACACUGGCUUUUAAACCGUGUUUAGGUAAACAGGAUAGAUACCAUCUCUAAAAUGUCUAAAAGGGCAGGCGGAAAUCACGAAACGUAAAAAUGAUUGUUCAUGUAAUUUGUAACGACGUGACGGCACACAGGAGUUAAACUUGAAAAAGAUGGCUCAGUUUUUUUCAAGUUGCAAUCCAUUUUUAUCCUGGCCGGCAUUGAAAGCCAAAGACACAGACAAUUAUAGUCGAGGUAUAGUAAUACGUAAAGUCGUUUUAAGUAAUGGUCCAGAUAAGAAGGAAAGGACCAAAACGCAGUGAACACGUUGGAAUGCAAAAAGGUGCUAACUUUACUAUUGUCUCUACUAAGGUUCUGAUUGGUUUAAACAUCAAAUUUUACGAAAUCUUCGCAAAGCAGCAUGUACAUUAAUCCCUUUUUUUCUAUCCAACUUCCUUAUAACAAAAUUUCGUCUGAGUCUAAGUAACACAGAAAUCGUAUGUGCGGAUCAUGUAAAAUUGUGAACAUUUCUUGGCCAUUGUUUGCAACUCUUGUGAUUGGUCGAAAUGUUUUAACACAAAAAUACAGCCUUUAAAAGUGGAGUUUAAAUACAUUUUCUUUCGUAAACAGCCUUUUUGUAGAUUUAUGCACUCUCUGCGUAAAAAUGAAAACAUUUCUAUGUGAGGAAAGCGUAUUGCGCCACAACAAAAGAAAUUGCUUCCCUUCUUACCUGGAUCAUUACUUAAAUAGAACUGAAGUAUUAUUUCAGGCUUUUCUUUCCUUCCAAUGUGUGUUUUCCCUGCCAGCAGAGGUCUCUUUUCCCUGGUAUUCAGCAGGCGGGGGGGAAAGAGUCCUCUGCUAGUAGGGAAAUGUGUAUUUAGGGUUCUAAAAUAAUUCCAAACUAUCGUGACAUUGCAUGCCUUUUAAUGGCGGUACAAAGAUGAUGAACCUUUCGUUUUUUCACUUUAUAGGAGAUGGGAAACCAGACCGCCGAGUCCCAAGUCUUGUCCACUGAUGAGGUAAAGCUUUCCUACGACGUUGUUUUUAAACAGCGUUUAAGACAGAUCCUCGCUGAAAACAGAAUUUGUUAAUUGGGCUUCUACUUGCGCGAGGCUUUACGGCAUCUCCGUUUGUUAAUUGAUGUUGAUGACUUUCUGACGUGUUUUUUACUUACCAUUAGAAACUAAAUGUGAGGUGUCGUUUUCUGAUUUGUGACAGGACUUGCGAGGGAAAGCCUUCGUGGAAAAUUGUUGUAAAAGAUAGAUAAUUAAGCCUCAACCCUUGUCUUGAAAUUUAAUUUCGAAGUUUUGUGCCUUUGAAUGUCGUUUCAUGAUUUAUUUUGAGGUAGAACGAGAAAGGGAACCUCAAACUUGAAGAUGUAGGAUCGUCCGCUGGAUCCGACGACCCUCAAGAAAAGUUGAGACAUCAUAUUUUGUAGAAAUAAAAAAAAGAUCUAUUCUUUGAAGCAUUUCACCACUAUAAUGUUAAAAAGAUUUUAAAAAAUUAUACGAAAUGGAUGGUAAAUAGUUUGACUGUGUGGUUUGUGGCAGGAAGAGGAAGGAAUCGCCGAAUCUGAAGACGAAACGUCAUUACCAACAGAGGAAAAUCAGCAGCAGGUGAGAUAAAAGAUUUGUUUAAGAGAAAAUGGGACGUUUCCAGUAAAAGGAUUUUACAGUGGGACCUCUGGAAAUGCUGGGUUUUUUAAAUUAACUUAUUAACUAUACCUCGAUAUAACGAAGAUUUCAGUAGUUUUCCAUAAAAUUCGUUAAAUGGAGGUGUUCGAUAUAAAACGAACCCUCGAUAUAAGGAAAAAAUUUUUUCCAGUCCCUUGGCACUUCGUUAAAUCGAGGUUCCACUGUGCUAUAAAACUAAUGACUUUUUGGCUGUUUCAAGGCUAGCCUGAGAAAACAGCCGACAUUUGGCGACGCUACCACUGGUUUCCCCGCCAAAUGACGUCUGAGAAACCAGCGUAGAAAUUCCAUACUGAUGACGCGUCACUACCCAGAUCUGGGUAGUGACGCGUCAUCAGUAUGGAAUUUCUGCGCUCGUUUCUCAGACGUUGUUUGGCGGGGAAACCAGUGGUAGCGUCGCCAAAUGUCGGCUGUUUUCUCAGGCUAUUUCAAGGCCAUUCUCAAGUUACAGUCAAGCCAGGUCAAGCGUGCCGCCAUAGAUAUCAUUAAAUGAAUCGAUUAUUUGAAAAAUGAAUCCGUUAGUCGUUGUUGGAACCAGUAUCAAAUUCAACUCUCGAUUCCUGCAUGCGUAGUGAGCAAAUAAUUUCUACGAUUACUUCUCUGUAUUCGGUCAGAUUGAAAAGUCUUUGAGUGGAUAAAAUUGCUCUGAAGGCAUUUACAUUAAAAAACUGAGCUGGUAGAAAUUUUGUAGUAAAGGUACGCGGUGUCAGAAUCAUUUUCUGCGAAGUAUUUAGGCCGUCGAAACUGAUUAAAACUCUUAAGAGAUUAUAGGAAGACCCGCUCCACAAAGACUAGUCACUUUCCCAACCAAAAUAUUUUCCCAGUGACAAAAUAUUUACCAGUUUUCGAUGCGAAAAUGCCCCUAACAAAACAAGCAAAAAAUGAGGAGAUGGUUGUAUUGUCGUCCACCUGCUCAUACAAACAUCUGAUUUCUUCCCCCUGUAUGAUGUUAAAAUCGCGCAGGAAAGUCCAGGUUUUGAUGUGUUCUCCGGUUUGCCGUCAAACGCGAUAAUUACUUUAAUUUGAGAAUCGUUCAAGACAAUGUUUUACUCUUUACCAAAAUAUCUUAACGAACUCGGUGCGUUUUCUCGAAUAAGCACUACUCUUUCAAUCAGUGAAGCGGUUUAUGUCGUUUAUAUCCCAAGCAGCGAUUAUUCGGAAAAUGUUACAGCAAAAAGGUGUAGGGUCUCAAUUUCAGCAGCACGCGCGAAUUAUCGGAGAUUGAAUUCACUUAGCCGUGUUUAACUCCACGCAGAUUUAGAUAUUUGAUUUACUAUUACUUGAAGUGCAUAAUCUUGGCCGAGCGCUUGAACGAUUUUUUUUUUUUGAUUUAGCGAAUUUAAUGCACUUCUAAAUGUAACGCGGCUUUUUAAUUCUGUCUUGUCCCUAACCUUUCACUGAGUCACGGAUUCGGUGAAAUUCAAACAAUGGUAUGAAGUGUGGAAUGAGCGUAAACGUUUUUUAAUUUCAGGAUGACGAAGAGUACACCAGACCUUCAGGGGAAGGCCGUCAGAAUCCCACAGGAGAAGAGAGACUGUCCCGUGCAUCAUCUUCUAAAACUGCGCGCAAAACAGCAUCUCGAACUUGCGUCAUCAUUUAA
Messenger RNA from Porites lobata, 26173 nucleotides. The record is from the annotation of a GenBank genome assembly. Lineage: Eukaryota; Metazoa; Cnidaria; Anthozoa; Scleractinia; Poritidae.